AUGGAGAAUUCUAAAGAAAACAAGUUUGUUUGUAACUUUUGUCACAAGAGCUUCACGUGUGGGAAGUCAUUAGGAGGUCAUAUCAGAAUUCACAAGAAUGAGAAAUCACCUCGAGUUGCUGGAAGGGAAAGAAGCAGCAUGUUGAAGUUUCAAGUUCCGAAAGAGAGGAGAAGAAGCAAGAGAGAUUCAGAAUCGGAGGUUGGUAAUGGGAAUUCAGGGUAUGGUUUGAGAGAGAAUCCUAAAAUAACACAGAGGUUUGCUGAUUCAGGAUUCAGUUCAAGGCAAGAGAAGUUUUGUAGAGAAUGUGGACAAGGGUUCCAGUCCUCAGAAGCUUUGAGUUGGCACUUGGCUUGUCACACUGAAAACGAAAGGGAAAACAGAAGGUUUGAAUACAAUUAUGGGAUCACACAUCAUCGAUCGGACAUUCCUGAGAGAGUACGAGAGGCGGCUAUUUGUUUGAUGAUGAUGUCUAAAGCUCCGAGAUUUUCAGGAUUUGAAGAUAACGACUCGGCUGCGGAAUCCUCUGAUAGUAAAUCAUCUUCUCGUUAUUUUAGGGAAAGUGAAACAUCUGCCUCCAACUCUAAUGGGGGAGGGCUAGAAAUGAAGGAAGUUACUGGUAGGAUCAACAAGUUGGAAGUUUAUGAAUGCGGCGGCGGUGAGAAUUCCGACUCUGAAAAUUUCAGGAAAGAAGUCUGCAAGAGGGUUAAAUUAAAAGUGUCUGUUCAUCGGGCUCUUAUGGAUGAAGAAUAUGAGAAACCAGAUUUCAAAUUUGGAGUCAGAGUAGGAAGAGCAAGUGGAGAUAUUCUAAAGGAUUCGAUGAAAACUAAGAAAAAUGAUGAUCAAGUGCAUGCAUCUUCUUACAAGUACGAGCUAAGAAAGAGGUUGAAGAAUGGAUCAUACAGUCCUGAUCUCUGGGAGGGAUCCAGCAAGAAGAUCCCUAGUGAGAUCUUUCGUUCUCAUGACAGAGAAACCUAUACAAGAAUGAGCAACGGAUGUGAAUGGACGCAUCAGUCAGGUGAAAACAGCGUAAAUACAACUACCAAUUCCAUUUCCAUACCAUCUAGGGAGUUAAUUGAGUCAAGCAAUGGCAAAAACAAGGGUAACCAGGACACUUCUGGAAAUGAAGAGAAGAAAUUGGGGCCCAAAAGAAAACAUAAGUGCCCAAUUUGCUUCAAAGCCUUCAAAUCAGGCCAGGCUUUGGGGGGUCAUAAGAGGUCCCAUGUGGUCGGAAGUUUAGAGGAUGCUUCUAUAGUGACAAGGCAAGAGUCCAAUGGGAUGGCUGGUCUAUUUGAUCUAAACGUUCCUGCUCCUAUGGAAGAAGAGGAAAAUGGGAGAUGGGGUUAA
Messenger RNA from Cucumis melo (muskmelon), 1344 nucleotides. RefSeq lists its product as uncharacterized. The transcript has a single exon. The record is from RefSeq and is a predicted model, not a curated record. Bases 1 to 1344 code for a protein of 447 amino acids. NCBI's taxonomy places the organism in Eukaryota, Viridiplantae, Streptophyta, Magnoliopsida, Cucurbitales, Cucurbitaceae.